CGCUCCGUUUAUUCCGCAGAAGUUGUGAGGCGCUGCGGGCGUGGCAGCGGCAGUGCGGAGCUGGGGGCUCGGAGGUUCGGACGGGUUAGCUGAUUUGGACUUCGUAUGGAUCACGAUGCCGCGGGUUUAGCGGAAAAGAGGACAGAGGGAAAGCGAAGAAGGGCACGGCGCUCGGGUGGCACCCGUCCCUCCAGCGGCUCCUCCGUUUUGACUGAACUGAUCUGGUGGGCGUUUCGCGUCAGGUCGUCCGUUUGAGCCCCAGCGUGUGAGAGACGUGAUACCCGCCGUCCGACAUCUGGAUGUGGCUGUCAGCGGAUUCGUGACGGGCUGUCAACUGUCGAUAGAGCCGGUCCAUCGAUCUGGCCUGCGGCAACUUCCAGGCCACUCGCCGCUCAGCGCUGGCCGGAGGACUCGCUGUGCUGCUGCCGUGCUGCGGGAUUUCUGACGCCAGGCGACCGAUGGAGCCGAAACGCGUUUAAAAUCGGCCUUUUCUCCGUCAGCGCGUCCGCACCGCCCCCGGCGCUCCUUCCUCUCCGCCGCGGCUCCGCGCUGUGACAGAAACCGUCGCUCGAGCGGCUCGCUUUCCCGCCUCCUCGGAGCUGAGAGCUCGAGACACCGCGCGCGCGCGUCCGUUAUUCGCCGUGUGUUUUUCCCGUUUCUUGUUUUAUAAUAACUCGGGAUCUCGUCUUCCUCGCUGACCAUGGGCUGUACGGUGAGCGCCGAGGACAAGGCGGCCGCCGAAAGGUCGAAAAUGAUCGACAAAAACCUCCGUGAAGACGGCGAGAAGGCGGCGCGGGAGGUGAAGCUGCUCCUGCUCGGUGCGGGCGAGUCUGGGAAAAGCACCAUUGUGAAGCAGAUGAAGAUCAUCCAUGAGGAUGGCUACUCAGAAGACGAGUGUAAGCAGUACAGAGCCGUGGUCUACAGCAACACCAUCCAGUCCAUCAUGGCCAUCAUCAAAGCCAUGAGCAGCCUCAAGAUCGACUAUGGAGAUACAGCGAGAGCGGAUGACGCACGGCAGCUCUUUGCACUGUCUGCCGCAGCAGAAGAGCAGGGAAUCCUCCCAGACGACUUGGCCAAUGUGAUCCGCAGACUGUGGGCCGACAGUGGGGUACAGAGCUGCUUCAGCCGCUCCCGAGAGUACCAGCUCAAUGACUCUGCAGCCUAUUAUCUGAAUGAUCUGGAGAGGAUAGCGCGAGCAGACUACAUUCCCACCCAGCAGGACGUGUUGAGGACCAGAGUGAAAACCACCGGCAUCGUCGAGACACACUUCACUUUUAAGGACCUGCACUUCAAGAUGUUUGAUGUCGGAGGCCAGCGGUCAGAGAGGAAGAAGUGGAUCCACUGCUUCGAGGGGGUGACGGCCAUCAUCUUCUGCGUGGCCCUCAGCGCUUAUGACCUGGUGCUGGCUGAGGAUGAGGAGAUGAAUCGCAUGCAUGAGAGUAUGAAGCUCUUUGACUCCAUCUGCAACAAUAAAUGGUUUACGGAGACCUCCAUCAUCCUCUUCCUCAAUAAGAAGGACCUGUUUGAGGAGAAGAUCACACUCAGUCCUCUGUCCAUCUGCUUCCCUGAGUACUCAGGAGCCAACAAAUAUGACGAAGCUGCAAGCUACAUCCAGACUAAAUUUGAGGAUCUGAACAAGAAGAAGGACACAAAGGAGAUCUACACUCAUUUCACCUGCGCCACCGACACCAAGAACGUGCAGUUCGUGUUCGACGCAGUCACUGACGUCAUCAUCAAAAACAACCUAAAGGACUGCGGGCUUUUCUGAAGGCAUCACCAAGGACGAUGCCAAGGUUAACACUUACACGAGAAGCUCGGCUGGGUGGUGCACCUGCCCUUGCAUCAGUGAGCACAAUGCCAGACUGCCUACAUACAUCUAGAGAAACCCUGAAUUUUUAUGUGAUACUGCAGGGGGGAGAAGGACCGAGAUAUACAAAAAACAAGGAAGAAAAAAAAUUGCUAAAUCCCAAGUCACUGAAUUCACCUUCUCCUGCACCUAAUUUUUAUUAGUUUUUGUAAAUAUUUUCGUUUUGAGGAGCUAUUUUCUUUAGAUCAAAAAAAAAAACAAAAAAAGCAACAGUAAUUUUCUGAUCUGUUUCUCCUGCUCCUUUGACCUCUUUUUCUUUUUGAGUAUGACAGGACAAAAGACGGGGAGGGCAGUGAAGUCUUUGAUAUAUAAACUAUUUCCUUUCUUUAACAGAUGCGCAAAAUUUUAUUAAACUUAACUGUGUGAUGCUUCUUUUUGUAAAAGCUGCGAGAGCACAGACCGAAAUCCCAACGGCUUUUGCUUUUUUUUUACUUAACACUUGGAUUCCACAUUCCGGGCUCAAAUGUACAAAGUACUGCAUGAUGGACCACAAAAAAAAUCAAAAAGGAAAAAAAAGAAGAAAAAAAUCGCUUCCUCAGCGCAACGUCCACAGCGCUUAGUGUAACGUUCUGAAAUCCUCGCUUCACUUUGAUAAACACUGUACAAUUGUGACUAAUAUGUAAGUUGCAUAAAUCUGUCUUUCACUGUCCUUUCCUCUCGUGCUCCCGACCCCGUUCUCUUUCGCGCUCUGUUUUGUGCCUUGACUUCCAGUUUUCACAUUGUCUGUAGAGUUUAGAGCUGAUUCAGUUCACCGUAUCAAAAUAAAGAGGUAAAAAAAUGAAGAUGGUGGUUGUGGGAGAGGAUAAAGUGGGGGACAGUCAUCUGAUGAAUAUGAAAUGCCAUGAACGGUUUUAUUGAAAAUAAAAGUUGAUUCACGAGCGUGAA
This is a messenger RNA of Pygocentrus nattereri (red-bellied piranha), 2752 nucleotides long. RefSeq names its product guanine nucleotide binding protein (G protein), alpha inhibiting activity polypeptide 2b (gene gnai2b). Gene Ontology annotation, cellular component: heterotrimeric G-protein complex. Gene Ontology annotation, biological process: adenylate cyclase-modulating G protein-coupled receptor signaling pathway; gamma-aminobutyric acid signaling pathway. The transcript is spliced from 9 exons. The record is from RefSeq and is a predicted model, not a curated record. Lineage: Eukaryota; Metazoa; Chordata; Actinopteri; Characiformes; Serrasalmidae. Gene Ontology annotation, molecular function: GTP binding; G protein-coupled receptor binding; GTPase activity. Bases 701 to 1768 code for a protein of 355 amino acids.